Molecule: messenger RNA, 960 nt
Organism: Phanerochaete carnosa HHB-10118-sp
Lineage: Eukaryota; Fungi; Basidiomycota; Agaricomycetes; Polyporales; Phanerochaetaceae
Exons: 4
Coding region: 26-805 (259 amino acids)
Biological process (GO): ADP biosynthetic process
Cellular component (GO): cytoplasm; mitochondrion
Molecular function (GO): ATP binding; AMP kinase activity
Source: RefSeq, a predicted model, not a curated record
CGCGCAGCCGGCGAAGAAAACCACGAUGGCCGGCGAAGACGAGCUUGCGUACCUCAAGAGCCUCGUGAAGCAGCUGAACGGAAAGAUCGAGGCGCUCGAGCAGAAGGCGAAGAGCGCGGUGACGGGCAAGCCCACGCCCGCCCAGCAGCUACGCACGAUCCUCGUCGGGCCCCCGGGCGCAGGCAAGGGUACGCAGGCACCCAAGAUCAAGGAGAAGUUCUGCGUCUGCCACCUCGCCACGGGCGACAUGCUCCGCCAGCAGGUCGCGGCCAAGACGCCACUCGGCGUCGAGGCGAAGAAGAUCAUGGAUGCCGGCGGGCUCGUCAGCGACGAUAUCAUGGUAGGCAUGAUCAAGGACCAGCUAGAGACCAACAAGGGCUGCAAGAACGGUUUCGUCCUUGAUGGUUUCCCUCGUACCGUUCCCCAGGCCGAGAAGCUCGAUGCCAUGCUUGCCGACCGCAAGGAGAAGCUUGACUCUGUCGUCGAGCUCGUCAUCCCCGACCAGCUACUCAUCUCGCGCAUUACCGGCCGCCUCAUCCAUCCCGCCAGUGGCCGCACGUACCACCGCGAGUUCAACCCGCCGAAAAAGCCGAUGGUCGACGACGUCACCGGAGAGCCGCUCAUCCAGCGGUCGGACGACAACGUCGAGGCCCUGCGGAAACGGCUCACGGUGUACCACAACCAGACAGGCCCGGUCGUGGACUACUACAAGACGAAGAACCUCUGGCGCCCGAUCGACGCUGCUCAGGCGCCGAGCGUCGUCUGGGAAAACUUGGCCAAGGUCUUCACGGCGAAGAAGGAUUGAAAUCCUCUGCUUUCGCAGCUGUGAACGGCAUAUAAACUAGAAUAUACUUACCUGUGCCAUGGACUUCUUUUUUAUUUUUCGGCAGUGCUACCGCUGAACAAGAACUAGCUUGUGCCCUGCGCAAUCACAGCAGCCAGAUGGCCGGCGUGUCAAAC